AUGCCCACGAGACGGUAUGCCUGUACCCAUCAAGGUUGUGACCGCGCCUUUCCCAAGGCCGAACAUCUUGCCCGCCACGAACGAAGUCACCUCGGCUUGAAGCCAUUUGCCUGCCCAGUAUGCCAUCGACGUUUCGGACGUCAAGAUUCUAUGCUCCGCCAUAGCAAACUACAUGAGAAUUGCUCUACCAACAACUACGUGGCCGAUAGUCUGACUACGCGCCGGACCCGCAAUCAUUUCAGCUCAGAAAGCACUCUUCAGUUUCACGCUACAGCCUCUCAAACACCUGUAGCCUCGUCAAACUCAAACUCGGCUUCAUUGUCCAACAACUUGCAAGCUACCAUCGGCCUCCAUCAAAAUGGUGCUGAGCUGGUUCAGGCUUCGCUCGCGCACAACUCUCCUAGCGUGUCAGGACCUAACGGCAUGCCAACCUCAGAUGACUUUGGGGGAGCUCUGGAUGCAGGUUUCGCAGUGACAGAUUUUGGAUUCGACUGGACCAUCGCAUCCGAGGACAUCUUCGGGCUCCUCAGAUCGGAACCCUCGAUGGUCAACCUAGCCUUGCCUUUCCCUCAGUACACACAACCCCUCUCAGACGCACAAACAUACCUUACCGACAGUUCCAUGGAGAGACAUGCCCCACAAGGGUCAGUGGAUGCUAGCAGAGAUGCCGUGCAAGCAAUGAGCAAUAUCAUCAAGGAGCUACCAGCUAAGCUCGUGGCCGAACUGGAGAACAAUGAUGUUACAUCCUCCUUCUUUGAUGAAUGUAUGGACCUCUUCUUCACACGUUUUCUGACCACCUUCCCCCUUGUCCACAAACCCACAUUCCAUGCUCGAGAGUGCCGUCCAACCCUCUUGCUCAAUAUGCUGGCGCUCGGCUCGUCUUUUAUAGGCUCCAGCGAUGCCACAAUCAAGGGCGAAUCACUGUGGUCAUUAGCCCACGCGGUGGUAGCAACUUCAUGGCCUACAUUGAUGUCACACCGAGGUCCUCGCGAUGCUUGCGACGGCGUCCAACUAGUCCAGUCCGCUGCUCUUGGGCAGAUGUACUCCCUAUUGUCCGGAAAAUAUAAAAUACGAAUGACGAGUCAAAUCUUCCAUAGCUUGGGCUUCUAUUGGUCCCAUGAAUGCGGAAUGUUUGGGUUGAGCAUGUCUACGCAAACGACACUUCCGUCUCCUGUGGCAAGCCCUGCGGAGAAGCUCGAAGUAUGGACAACCUGGGCGUCGUCUGAAGUGCAGUUGCGGGCACUUCUCACGCACUACAUUCUUGAUGGGGUCAUUGCACAAUUCUCUGGCAACCCCACAUGUGCACAUCACGCUGCUAACGCAUUACCCAUGCCGGCCUCUUCUGGCGCAUUUGAAGCUACAACCCCAGAUGAAUGGAUUGAAGAAAUGACAGAGAGCACCCACAUCGGCAUGUCAUUUCAGAAGUUCAUCUUCGCUCUUUUCCACGACAAUGAAGCCAUCAUCAACCAGCCUAUACCGGAAUUCGCCAUGCGCGUUGUGCUAGAAAGUCUCCAAUCAAUGGUACUCGAAGAAGCUGAAGCAGGUGGUAGCACAAUCGGGACGCCAACGCGGCACGAGAUCUGUGGCGCCAUGCUCCGUCUACAUCACUACCAAGUUACUCAAUCCUCGAAUGCCGCGGAGCUCUUGUUACGGUGGCAUUGCAUUUUCAUCAGCAUGACUGUUGACACGAGAGCUCUCUGCGACCAAAUUUGCUCGGUAUGCGACGUGUCGGAGCAAAUCUUUCGACCACGCUCCAAUCAUGUACGUCAUCGGAAUUUUGACGUCAAAUCCUGGACAGAAACUUGCGAUGCUCGUCGAGCCCUACUACAUGCCUUCGCCAUCCGCGAGCUUGUACAGAACCUGCCUCUUGGACGUUCGCAGGCGAUUCACAUUCCUUUCGCCGUAUUUAUGGCUGCGACAAUCCAAGCGGCAUUCAUGGCGACCGGUGCUCAGGUGCUCGCUGUCCCCACGCGCAUAGACUGGGAAGUCGCGUGGCUCAACGGAAAUGUCACUGACCUUGAGUCUUCAUCUCUUAGGGACAAUAGUUGUAUUGAAACCCAACAAUUUCUAGAAAACACCUUCACCCCCGAAAACCUGCGACACCUGUCUAGGAAGAUGUCAUUGGAGUUACACAGUCUCCGCAUGCAACUCAAGGGCAUUUCGUCCAGCUGGGGUAUAUCCCAUCAAAUGGAUCACAUCAUAGGUCAAUGGCACCGGUCGCUCAAAGUACGGAACAUACUUCGAGAACCUGAGCAAGGGCGGUCUCUCUACCCAUGA
Exophiala aquamarina CBS 119918 is the source of this 2277-nucleotide messenger RNA. RefSeq lists its product as uncharacterized. Gene Ontology annotation, biological process: regulation of transcription by RNA polymerase II; DNA-templated transcription. Lineage: Eukaryota; Fungi; Ascomycota; Eurotiomycetes; Chaetothyriales; Herpotrichiellaceae. The transcript has 2 exons. Bases 1 to 2277 code for a protein of 758 amino acids. Gene Ontology annotation, molecular function: RNA polymerase II cis-regulatory region sequence-specific DNA binding; zinc ion binding; DNA-binding transcription factor activity, RNA polymerase II-specific. The record is from RefSeq and is a predicted model, not a curated record. Gene Ontology annotation, cellular component: chromatin.